Messenger RNA from Peronospora matthiolae, 948 nucleotides. NCBI's taxonomy places the organism in Eukaryota, Oomycota, Peronosporomycetes, Peronosporales, Peronosporaceae. The record is from the annotation of a GenBank genome assembly.
AUGCUCCAGCGCUUCGUUACUCGCGCACGUCCCGCCUCAUGCGUUUCUUGUCGUCACCAACCGGGUCGUGUCACCGUUGCUCAGCUCCCGGCCGCUCGUUUCUCGUCCGAGGACGACUGGCGCAUCUCGGAGGAGGACUUUGACGAAGGCCCCGACAAGAUCAUUGAUAAAGUCCGUCGGGACUCGAUGCCUCGUCGCCAGAUCAUGCCCGAAGCGGCGAAAAAGAGCCGGUUCAUGGUCGUGGCCCCGGAGAAUCGUGGCAAAGUCCGUCGCCGUCUCCUGGACGAAUUCAAGAAGGACGGCAUCACGCUCGCAGAUGUCGACCAGCCUGGGCAGUACCUUACGCCCGACGCUGGGCUGUUACGUGACAUUCGGGUCAUGAACAAGGAAGCCGAUGAAAUGGAGUUUGCCGAAGAGGAGGAAGAAGGAGAGCUCAAUCUCGGGCAAAUGGGGCUCUUGCGCCAGAUUGUGCACGUCGACCAGGUCCAAAAAGUGACCAAACAGGAGCGGAUUGUGAAUUUUCGAGCACUCGUGGUUGUGGGCAACAUGCGCGGAGUUGCUGGGUACGCGGUGGGGAAAGGCUCGUCGCCGCCACUAGCGAUCCAGCGAGGCACAAAGCUCGCGCUGAAGCGGUUCACUUAUAUCGACCGCUUUGACGACCGGACGUUGUACCAUGAAGUGCGCGGCAAGUGGAACAGCUGCACGCUGUUCUUGCGUCCGGCACCUAAGGACAAGGGCCUGACUGUGAGCGACACGGUGGCUUGUGUGCUCGACUGUUUUGGCAUCACGGACGUGGUGUCUAAGACGCACGGCCAGCGCAACCCGUUUACGGUUGUGAAAGCCACGUUUGAUGCACUCGCCAAGCACGAGACGGCAGAGGAGAUGGCUCUUCGGACAGGACACUCGCUUGUCGAGUUGAGCACGCUCGCGCGGACGCGCAAUUUGUAA